Messenger RNA from Lampris incognitus (smalleye Pacific opah), 1591 nucleotides. It is a transcript of the gene fam174c, whose product is annotated as family with sequence similarity 174 member C. The record is from RefSeq and is a predicted model, not a curated record. Gene Ontology annotation, cellular component: extracellular region. The coding region runs from base 241 to 639 and encodes 132 amino acids. NCBI's taxonomy places the organism in Eukaryota, Metazoa, Chordata, Actinopteri, Lampriformes, Lampridae. The transcript is spliced from 3 exons.
CGCAGCAGAGCAGUUUGCCCGGAAACGUGGAAGUUUGGGCUGGCGGGAAGUGCCUCUCAGUCAGACCGCAGGGCCAAACGAGCGGCCCAACGCGGAACUGGCGACGUCAUCACCCAGAAGCAACGGCGGCUCGGCGGGUUGACGUCACCAUAACAACAUAAGCGACUCUUUCUUUAAUUUUAGGAGAUUCCAGAGAGCCAAGUUCUCCGGAGGAGUUCCCUGCCCAGCUCCGCGGUGACCAUGGAGCGCCUCCGAGUGUUGGGUGCGGUGUUCGGGACCGUGUUGUGGGGGCUUUCCGUGUCCGCCGCACAGGAAACCAGCAAACCCGCAGUUUCUCUUCGAAAUGUCACCGGACCGAGUCUGUCGAACUCCACCGGCCCCCGCGACCAGGACCAGCACGGGGGUCUGUUCACUGGCCUGCAGGUGGACGGCUCCAUGAUCCAGAGGGCUCUGUACGUCCUGAUCGGAAUCACCAUGGUGGGUCUGCUCUACUUCCUGGUCCGAGCCGUGAGGUUGAAGAAACCCAGCCAGAGAAAGAAAUACGGGCUGCUGAAAAACUAUGAAGACAGCGUGGAGAUGGAAGAUCUGAAUAGUGAUGAAGAGGAGACGGUGUACGAGACCCGCAGUCUGAGAAGAUGAGAGUCGGCGUUGGACUGAGACAGGACACAUUCCAGCAGUUUAGUUUUCAACAGUUACUACAAUUUUAUUUUUUUUUGUCCUGAGAAGUGGACGCCUGUCUCUCAAUGUGACGACCUGUCUUUGAGAGGAGGACGGGGUCAACCGGUGACGGACCACUCAUGGAAGUAAGACAUGGACCAAACCAGCUGUUUGAUAUGAAGCCGGCGCCGCAGGUCGCUGGAGGAACAUGAGCAGGGUGUUUUUGUCAGGGACUUUGGGGCUGGAUGUGGUUGUUGGAUUGUUUAUUCUGGAUGACAGUUGUACCUGUUGUUUUAUAGCAUCUUUGUUUUCUUGGUUAUUUCGGACAACUGAAAUAUUGUUUUUGAUAAUGCGGCCUUGCCAAAACGUUGUCCUCGCUGGUCUGAGAAGGAAACAGGCCCGAGACUCUAUUUCCCCUUUGAAAAUGUGCUGAAACUACUGUCUUCCGACUCCGGACCAGCUCCUGAACUUUGCAGUGUCGGUUCAGACGACGCUCUGACAUCCGAAUACUGUUGGUGAGCGACGCAAACUGACCUGGACUUGUCAUCCUGCAGGGUGGACCACCACGAGUCUGUCCUGUUUGUCUAGCUGUGAAACUGCUUCGUCUUAAACUCAGAUUCAGUUCUGCCUGGACAGCCGAGGCUUUUCCUUGCUUUCUAUCCAGGAGAUGUGUUUUGUUCCAUGAAAUCCAUCUUUAUUGUGAAACUGGUCACUAAAACCAUCAGAAUACCCAACGAAGGUUUAAUGACACUUGUAAAGGUCUCAUUUCCACCACCGAGGAGACGCGUCAUACGUUCAUCAAAACGUGUCCAAGCAAAACGUCAUUAUGAAGAUGUUAAUGAAUAAAAGUUAUGAUUUAAUGAUGUGAACUCAGGAUGCCUUGAAAUAAAACAAACCUGUGUUCUGUUUCUCUUUGGAAGGGCAGAUGAUUAAG